This is a messenger RNA of Ornithodoros turicata, 1221 nucleotides long. RefSeq lists its product as uncharacterized. The transcript is spliced from 4 exons. The record is from RefSeq and is a predicted model, not a curated record. Lineage: Eukaryota; Metazoa; Arthropoda; Arachnida; Ixodida; Argasidae. The coding region runs from base 110 to 1012 and encodes 300 amino acids.
GGCAGGUGGCGUACUUGUGGCUUGUGGUGUCUGUGAGUUUGUGUAGACUCGCAGAACGAGAAAAAUAUGGGUUAUUUGUGGUACCCGUAACUGAAGCCUUCGGUUAUUAAUGUAUCUCCGUCUUAAAAGUCUAGGAACCGCUUGUAUAUCACAACAAAUCAUGUCGCUGGUUACAAGGGCAGCAAAGGACCUUCUACGUAAUACCAUAAGCAGUGUCGGCCACCACAACAGGAUUGUGGAAGAACGUGAAAUGUGGCGACAGUGGGAUGCGGAACAGGGACUCACUAUGAUGGUGUCGGACGAAGCCAUUAAGGCACAGGCUCGGCGACGCGCGAAGCGGCUUCGCGGAGAAGGUCAGGGUGGUAGUAGUCGGUCUCCAGCGCCCCACAAGAGGCGGAGAAGACGUUCCAGUAGAAGCCAUUCCCAGAGCCCUCCUAGGUCUCCACGACUAACCACACCCCCGCUCAAGGGCAAGCGCCCAGCCAACUACUGGACUAGGCAACUCAUGGAGGCAGAGGAGAAAGACCCAGACAGGUGGGGCCACAGUGGAUUCAAAGAGCUUUAUCCAAACGACUUCAAGUCAAGUUCAUCAUCCUCUUCGUCUUCAUCGCCGUCCCCAUCACCUGAUAGGAAAAGGCGGCGAAGGAAAAAAGACCACAGCAGGCAUCGUUACAAGCAUGUCUGUAGCAAGCACAAAGCCCAGUUCCAGGACAGUGAUUCUGAGAUCUUGGAUCAAUACCUUAAAGAACGUAAGCGGAGGCGUUCCGAAAACAGGUGCCAAGGCAGCUCAAGUUCAGUACAUCCCUCCAGUGCUUCUGCCCGGCGUAGCCGCUCCCGUCACCGAAGGAGGCAUCGGCGGCACAGGCGUUCGUCUAGCAGUGGGAGUAGUGAACGCGUAGCUAGGCACAAGAGGAACGAGUCCCCAUCAUCACCUUCAUCAACCUCGGACAGCAGUAGCACGUCCACCAGGUCUGACGACUCUGAAUUGGUGUGGGAAGAGCGCAAGAUGUGAAACUGAAAGUUCUCUUUGGCAAAGAACGUGACGUGUUUAUGACAUGUUGUGGUGAAUGCUGAUUACCUUGUGCCACAAAUCUGUUGACAGUUAGAGGUUGUGCAAGAUGUCAUAUUUGCUUAUUUCACCUUCAGGAUGCAUAGUGUAAAAUGGGGAGUUUCACUAUAGUGUCAGACAACGGGACUGAUAUUAAAGUGUGCUUGCUUUUA